Messenger RNA from Mus pahari (shrew mouse), 1314 nucleotides. It is a transcript of the gene Lactb2, whose product is annotated as lactamase beta 2. Gene Ontology annotation, molecular function: RNA endonuclease activity; single-stranded RNA binding. Lineage: Eukaryota; Metazoa; Chordata; Mammalia; Rodentia; Muridae. The record is from RefSeq and is a predicted model, not a curated record. Gene Ontology annotation, cellular component: mitochondrial matrix. The transcript is spliced from 7 exons. Bases 68 to 931 code for a protein of 287 amino acids.
AGCCCGAGACCGCAGCGCGCCGAGUGACUUAGAAUUUGGGCGCCUGCGGUCACCGAGGUGGAUAGAGAUGGCUGCCGCUCUGCAGCGCAUCGAGCAGCUGUCCAGUCGGGUGGUGCGCGUGUUGGGCUGCAACCCGGGUCCCAUGACCCUGCAAGGCACCAACACGUACCUGGUGGGGACCGGCAGCAGGAGAAUCCUCAUUGACACCGGAGAGCCAUCAAUUCCAGAAUAUAUCAGCUGUUUAAAGCAAGCCUUGGUUGAGUUUGACACAGCAAUCCAAGAAAUCCUGGUGACACACUGGCAUUCUGAUCACUCUGGAGGCAUAGUAGACAUUUGUAAAAACAUCAAUAAUGACACCACCUAUUGCAUUAAAAAACUUCGACGGAAUCCUCAGAAAGAAGAAAUUAUAGGAAAUGGAGAACAGCAAUAUAUUUAUAUAGAAAACGGAGACGUGGUGAAGACUGAGGGAGCCACUCUCAGAGUUUUGUACACUCCUGGCCACACUGAUGAUCACAUGGCUUUACUCCUGGAAGAGGAAAAUGCCAUCUUUUCUGGGGAUUGCAUCCUAGGAGAAGGGACGACAGUAUUUGAAGACCUCUAUGAUUAUAUGAACUCCCUAAAUGACUUACUAAAAGUCAAAGCUGACAUUAUAUAUCCAGGACAUGGCCCAGUGAUCCAUAAUGCUGAAGCUAAAAUUCUGGAAUAUAUUUCUCACAGAAAUAACCGAGAGGAACAGAUUAUUUCAUUAUUCCGUGAUAACUUUGAGAAAUCGUUUACAGUAGCUGAACUUAGGACAAUGAUAUACAAGAAUGUUCCAGAGAAUUUACAUAAGAUGGCAGAGCGUAAUCUCUUGCUUCAUUUGAAAAAACUAGAGAAAGAUGGGAAGAUAUUCUACACAAGUCCUGUCAAGAAAUGGAAAGCCGUCCUUUAGUUUCAGAUCAGUGAAGUGCUGUCUUGUUUUGCUUUUAAAAGAUGGUAUUUUCUUUUGGCUAUAGAUUAUAUAUUUAUAGAAAAUAUCAAAUGUACAACUUUGAAAAUAACCCUUGAUAUUUGUAAAAUAUGUAAAUUACAUUUUAUAUCUAGAGGACAGUUUAACUGAUCUAACCUUGGUCUUGGAAGGUUUUACCAGAAAUUCAGAAUCUAGCACUUUUUCAAUUUUCUAUGGAUUAAGUAAAGUGGUUACUUAAGAAUAAUAGAUUUUGAGCAAUUCAAACCAGUUAAUACUUUAGAGUGUGAUUAUUGCCUUAGUUAGGGUUUCUGUUGCUGUAAAAAACAAACAUGACCAAGGCAGCUCUUAUAAAGGAAGACGUUUAA